AACUAAUGAACUUGGAGUGGAAGAAGAAGAAGCGACACGCCGACACCCAUCUCUUCGUCUUCCUCGCCUAAAACCCUCGCCUUCCUCCUCCGCCGCUUCCCCCCUCCACGCCGACGAGCAACGGAGCAAGCGGGCAGCCCACACCACACCCAAGGAUGGUGGACGCGUGGUGGCCGCUGCUCGCCGCGGCGAUCCCGGCGGUGGUGGCCGGUCAGGCCUUCCGCGUGAAGCGGCGGCGGGACGAGGAGCAGCGCCUCAAGGCGGCGCGCGGGCGCGAGAAGAGCUCCGACGAGGUGUUCGUCUGCGAGCGCGUGUGCACCUCCAAGCGGAUGCUCAAGAAGGUGGGGGCCUUCUCCAAGGACCCCAUCCCGGAGACCUGCGUCACCGUCUGCGGCGUCUCCGAGCUCGACGCCUGCGCCGACGCAUGCGCCCGGACCGUCUGCGUCAACCAGCACCAGGUCCCCAACUGGAACGACGUCUGCCUCAAGAGGUGCCAGAGCGAGUGCCUCAAGCUCUCCUCCACCCUCAUGUAGCAUCCCCCACUGUAAGCCAUCGUUGUUUGUACCUUGUUUUUGGUACAAACCAUCAAGCUCUUCUUGUUCCUAAUGCAAUCCUUAUUACUACCUAAGAGGAGAGCUUCAGACAUCCAUAGCUAUCGUUUAUAAAUCAUGAGGAAUGGAAUAGGUGAAUGACUGCUUCCUGAUUGUUUUGUGCUUCACAUUUGAUCUUCAACAAACAAUUGUGAUUGCUAGGUACCA
This is a messenger RNA of Oryza sativa Japonica Group (Japanese rice), 758 nucleotides long. RefSeq lists its product as uncharacterized. NCBI's taxonomy places the organism in Eukaryota, Viridiplantae, Streptophyta, Magnoliopsida, Poales, Poaceae. The record is from RefSeq and is a predicted model, not a curated record.